This is a messenger RNA of Cinara cedri, 303 nucleotides long. The record is from the annotation of a GenBank genome assembly. NCBI's taxonomy places the organism in Eukaryota, Metazoa, Arthropoda, Insecta, Hemiptera, Aphididae.
AUGGAAGACAAAGAAUCGUUCAUUGAUAUAGUAAGUGACAGCUCAAUGAAAGAUGCAUUAAAAACAUUGGUUUCAUUUUGGAUGUCAACAAAAAUAGAAUACCCAUCUCUUUUCAAGCAAGCAUUACAAUGUUUAACUCCAUUUGUCACUACUUAUUUGUGUGAGAGUGGAUUUUCUGAAUUGCUGUAUUUGAAAAAUAAGUACAGAAGUAAGCUCGAUAUUCAAAGUGACUUAAGAGUGAAAAUUAGUUCCAUUCAGCCUAAUAUUGAUGUCCUUGUACAAAAUAAACAAAUAUCACAUUAA